AUGACGGAGUACGAGCAGCUUGGGCACAUGGAGGAGGUGAAGACUCGUGUCGCGAUGCCCCAGUUCUUCCUGCCCCAUCAUGCGAUUCAUCGUUCCGAUUCGUCGACCACUAAAACAAGAGUGGUUUUCGAUGGAUCAUCAAAAAGCGGCAGCCAUCUAUCUUUAAACGAUUUACUCCUUACCGGACCCACCGUGCAGCCUCCGCUGCUGUCAAUUAUUCUCAAUUUCCGUUUACACCAGUACGUCAUAACCGCCGAUAUUGAGAAGAUGUAUCGUCAAAUUAUGGUUCACAUCGACGAUCGACCACUGCAGCAGAUUUUGUGGCGCAAGCAAGAAUCCGAUCCGAUUAAAACAUACCGCCUGAACACCUUGACCUACGGCACAUCCUGUGCACCGUUCCUUGCAACCCGAAAGCUGAUUCAGCUUGCGGACGACGAAGGCGCAGAUUUUCCUAUGGCAGCAGCAUCCGUCAAGAAAAAUUUUUACGUUGACGAUUUGCUGGUUGGAGCAGACAGCAUCGACAGUUUAACUAAAACCUGUGAGCAGGUAGAUGGUCUUCUCAACCGAGCCGGAUUUUCCCUUAGAAAAUGGAGUGCCAAUCACCCCUCUCUCUCGAGACACAUUCCAGAAGAUCGUCGAGAAACUCAAACGGAAUUGGAGUUGGACCGCGCGCAUUCAAUAAAAGCUCUCGGAUUGUUGUGGUUCCCUGUGGAAGAUGAACUUGGUUUCAAAGUGCCGGAGUUUCCACUUCUGACAAAGGUAACCAAGCGAACGGCGCUAUCAGAAAUGUCUCGGCUCUUCGAUCCUUUAGGGCUCAUUGGCCCCAUUAUUGCCAAGGCGAAAAUGUUCGUACAACAACUUUGGAAGGAAAAUCUACAGUGGGAUGAUGAGCUGCCUGAACAAUUGAUAACGUGGUGGUUAGCAUAUCGAGCUAAAUUGAACAAUAUUCGUAAGCUGCGGGUGCCAAGGUGGAUUCUCGGUAGAAAUUCCUCAAAGUAUGAGCUGCAUUGUUUCGUCGACGCUUCCGAAAAAGGAUAUGGUAGCUGUAUUUAUAUUGUUUCGCAAGCCAACUCAAUCAAGACAAGCCGUUUACUGAUUGCUAAAUCACGAGUAGCUCCAACCAUUGGACUUUCUAUCCCUCGCCUUGAGCUCUGCGCUGCUGUUUUGGGAAGCCAGCUAGCCGAUACUGUGGUACAAACCACCGAUUUCUCUGGCAACAUCAUUUAUUGGACAGAUUCUACCAUAGUUAUUAACUGGAUCCUGUCGCCUUCAACUUCGUGGAAGACAUUCGGUUCAAAUCGGGUAGCUGAAGUUCAGCGAUUAACCAAAGGCUCUCCAACUGCGCUGAACCCAGCGGAUCGCAUUUCUAGGGGAACCGAUCCCGACCAACUACAAGAUGACACUCUUUGGUGGAAUGGUCCACCUUUUCUCCUGCUGACACCAGCACUCUGGCCUGAAUUCAUCCCAACACUAUCUCCAGUUGCUCUUGAGCUUUCGAACAAAGAACAACGCCAAAUCGUUGCCGUGCUCGCUUGCAAGGAAGAAGAUCCUUUGGUCACCAAAUUCUCGCAACUAGCUUGUCUUUUAAGAGUGACAGCAUAUUGCCUGCGAUUCGUAAGAAACUGUAGGUCUUCAUGCAAUCGAACCUACGGUUAUUUGACGCCAAUCGAAUACGACAACGCUUUAAAGGUUCUUAUUCGCCACGUACAAAACGUAACAUUCCAAGCCGAAAUAGAGUAUUUGAGGAACAGGGGAAAUGGACAGAACACGCUUAAAGAUGCCUCAUUUAAAUCUUCAUUGAAGGGUCUUGACCUAAUGCUGGACGAUCAAGGGCUGCUUCGCAUGAACGGUCGACUGGCAAAAUCAACUGCUUCAUUCGAUAGUCACUUCAUCACUGUUGGAGAGUUAUCAUCCACCCAACACUACAUCCCUGAAUUCAUGAAACCAGAUACGCUCAGAGAACAGCAGACUGUUGUUAUGUUUCAGAGCUACAACGAGCUACCACGAGCUACCACGAUAGUGUGA
Molecule: messenger RNA, 2025 nt
Organism: Toxorhynchites rutilus septentrionalis
Lineage: Eukaryota; Metazoa; Arthropoda; Insecta; Diptera; Culicidae
Exons: 2
Coding region: 1-2025 (674 amino acids)
Source: RefSeq, a predicted model, not a curated record